AUGGGUGAUUACUCGAAAGCACUUGAAUAUUCCAAAAAAGACUUGGAAAUCACAAAACAAGCUCUACCUCCGAAUCAUCCUGAUUUGGCUUAUCCAUACAAAUGGUUUGGAAAGAUUUAUCGCAGUAUGAAAGAUUAUCCAAGAGCACUUGAGAAUUUCGAAAAGUGUCUCUCAAUACGUCAAAAAGCUUUAUCUGAAAAUCAUCCAGAUAAAGCUACUACAUAUAGUGACAUUGGUGAUGUUCAUCGAUUAAUGGGAGAUUAUGAAAAGGCAUUGUUAUUUCAUAGAAAAGCAUUAAAUAUUCAAGAAAAUGUUCAAUGUAAUCCUCUCGAAUGUGCAUUAACAUAUAUCAAUUUAGGUGAAACUUAUCGAGAAAUGAAAGAUUAUACAAGAGCAUUGACAUAUUUUCAAAAAGGAUUAGAAAUACGUCAGAAGAAAUUACCAAAAGAUCAUCCUGAUUUAGCUGUUGUAUAUCACAAUAUGGCAAAAUUAUAUUUAUCAACUCGUCAAUAUAGUAUGGCAAUGAAAAAUAUUCAACAAACAAUAGAAAUUGCACAAGAAAAAUUACCUUCAACUCAUCCUCAUCUUUCAGACUAUAAAGAAACAUUUGAAAAAAUUCGAAAGAAAAUGUAA
Molecule: messenger RNA, 633 nt
Organism: Rotaria sp. Silwood1
Lineage: Eukaryota; Metazoa; Rotifera; Eurotatoria; Philodinida; Philodinidae
Source: the annotation of a GenBank genome assembly